AGUAGUGACUGAACAGCAAUGAAGGCAUGAAUUCGUACCGAAUUUGCAUUCAUUUAGUAUUAGUAUCAAUAGUAUUGACUGUUAGUAUUGAUUAUAACAUGCAUUAAAACUUAAUCCAUUGAAUUGAUUAAAAUCUAAAUGUUAUCGAGAAUGCGGUCGCUUUCCAGUCAUUUCCGGACCGAAAGGGUCAAGUUUGGCAUUCCUCUGGAGGACGUGUGCGGCGCUCACGACGACAUUCCCGCAGCCCUUCUCGUCAUGAUUCUCAAGCUUAACAAAGAGGCGCCUUUCAAACAGAUGGUGUUUCGCAGGUGUGGACAUCACAGCAGCAGAACGGAACUCAUCCAAUUCCUCCAGACGGGUCGUUUGGUCAAUAUUGACAACUACUGUGUCUAUACAAUUGCUGAUGUGUUGAAGCAAUUCCUGAAUGAGUUACCGUCGGGAGUGUUUGGCGCCGAAAGAGAACGACGAUUGUUUAAUAUCAUUGAAUGGGAAAGCAUUGAAGAAAAGAGGGACGCAAUUCAUAGGAUUCUGACGUCAAUGCCAGUCGUCGCUCAACACCUUCUGGUGCUUCUGUUCGGCACAUUCCGAGCGAUGGCCACAUGUUCUCAACGGGCCAUCACUUGUAUAACAUCGGAAACAAUCGGUAUAUUGUUUGCUCCGAUUUUGUUCCAAUGGGGUGUUCAGGAAUUGACCACAAGCCAUGACUUACCCCGAUAUAAGGCACAAACAGCUGUGGCCACUGCUAUAAUAAGCUUUUUAAUCGACAACUUCGGUGCGAGUAAUCUCUUCGGUAGAGAUAAUUACGAAUAUUACGGCCGAAUUUCUGGUCGCGUUCUCACAGUGGAGGACAACUGGAUCUUUGCUUUGAAAUACCCGUCCGAUUCCUAUCACAAUACACACGAGUGUCAAAGUACUCCCACUCUAUGCACCACUUGUUUGACACCAAUGACGGCACAACCCGUAACUCCGGUUCAAAUGCUGCACCAAAACAUUGACGACUCGUACGCACCACUCGGUGUGUCUUUGGUGGGGACCAGUUUGAAGAAGACCUCCGCGUCAACCGUAACGGCCAAUAACCGAAGAGCCGAUGAGUCGAUCGCCGGUUCAUCAGUGAAGCAAUUGGUGCGGAAGACGUCGCCUAAAGAUAAUCAUUUGGUUCGGCGUUUGUCCUCCAAGAAGAACAAAGAGAACGGCGACAAACACAAAGCACAGCAGCAGUCGGGCGCUCAUCACGUGUUGCCUACCGGUGGUAACUCUGAUGCACACCAAUUGGUCGUCGCGAUGCGCUUUGAGUCUGAAGGGGUCGACGGAGAUGUCCAACAAAUGAAUAUUUCGCUCACAUAUAACCCUCGCAUCUAA
Medioppia subpectinata is the source of this 1359-nucleotide messenger RNA. NCBI's taxonomy places the organism in Eukaryota, Metazoa, Arthropoda, Arachnida, Sarcoptiformes, Oppiidae. The record is from the annotation of a GenBank genome assembly.